This is a messenger RNA of Ricinus communis (castor bean), 1584 nucleotides long. Its product is annotated as U-box domain-containing protein 27. NCBI's taxonomy places the organism in Eukaryota, Viridiplantae, Streptophyta, Magnoliopsida, Malpighiales, Euphorbiaceae. The transcript has a single exon. Gene Ontology annotation, molecular function: ubiquitin protein ligase activity. Gene Ontology annotation, biological process: protein ubiquitination. The coding region runs from base 104 to 1342 and encodes 412 amino acids. The record is from RefSeq and is a predicted model, not a curated record.
UUUCUUCUUUAAAGGCCACUCAUCUCUCUGUUCCUUCACCUCUCCACUUUGUGUGUUUCUCUGUUAGCUGAAUUUUCUCUCAGUUUUCUUGAUUGUAGUAAUAAUGGUGAGGGAUGAUUUGUACAUAAAUGUACCUAGCUUAUUUCGGUGUCCGAUUUCGCUGGACGUUAUGAAAUCACCUGUAAGCUUGUCCACCGGAGUUACCUACGACCGGGCCAGCAUCCAGCGAUGGCUUGACAACGGAAACAAUACCUGCCCGGCCACCAUGCAAGUCCUUCAGAGCAAAGACUUCGUGCCUAAUCGAACCUUGCAACGGCUCAUUCAGAUCUGGUCCGACUCGGUGGAGCACUACCAGAGUCACCGCCGGGUUGACUCGGCGGUGGAUAACUCGGUUGUCCCUUCACAGGAUGAAAUCAAAUGCAUAGUUGAAGACAUUGAGAAGAAUCGGUGUUGCUUCGAUGAUUUGCGGAAGAUUAUGUGUUUUGGUGAAGAAUCUGAGGAGAAUCGGAGUUUUCUAGCGAAAAUGGAUGGAUUUGUGGAAAUGCUGGUUGAUUUUCUUGGUGAUAAAAAAGAUGACAUUAAUUUCAUUGAGCAAGUGGUUAGGGUUUUAGAUUUGAUCUUGAUGUAUACUGCAAAAUAUCAACAAUUCACAUCGAAGAAAAAUCUUGAUUCGCUUCUUCUUAUUCUCCGACAAGGACGAAGCGUGCAAUCAAGAAUUGGAUCCGUCAGAAUUAUGGAAUCAAUGUCAAACGAUGCAGAAUCCAAGUUGUUAAUCGGCGAGAAUGAUGAAUUGUUACUAGAAUUGAUAAAAUCAACCGGUUUAGACACCGAUCCAAGCCUGAUACAAGCGAGCUUAUCGUGCUUAAUCUCUAUUUCAAAGGCGAGACGAGUUAGAUCAAAGCUGGUGAAUCUCAAAACAAUUCCUGAAUUGAGGAAUAUCCUAACAGCAGAGCCAAACACAGGCGUUAUUUCAAACGCCAUGACGGAGAAGGCACUGAAGCUGCUCGAAACGCUGUCGUCUUGCAAGGAGGGAAGAGCAGAGAUAUGCGGUGACUUAGUGUGCAUAGAGGCAGUGGUGAACAAGGUGUUUAAAAUAUCCAGUGAAGCGACGGAGCACGCGGUGACAAUAUUGUGGAGUUUAUGCUAUUUGUUUAGGGACGGGAAAGCAAGGGAGGCGGUGAUCAAGAGCAACGGGCUGACUAAAAUUUUGCUGUUGAUGCAGAGCAAUUGCUCCCCUGCGGUCAGGCAAAUGGCUGCCGAUUUGCUGAAGAUUUUUAGAGUGAAUUCCAAGUCAUGCCUUUCUAGCUAUGAUACCAAGACUACCCAUAUCAUGCCCUUUUGAUUCCAUGAUACAUAUAUUUUUUCUUUUAAAUUUCGCCAGAUGGGUUGGGUUUAUGUUAAAUACCAUUGUUAAUUAACUUUGCCUCUCUUCUUUCUUUGUGAUGGAAGAAUUGCAGAGACAGUUAAUAUAUAGAGAAAACAGAUUGUAAAUCCAAAGGAAACAAAAAUUUUUGUUAGUGAAUACACAAAAGAGAAUCAAUCAAAUUCAUUUGAUUAUGAAUAGGAACAUUUAUUCCCUUCCAA